CCGCUAGGAGAUGCUGCUGUAGGUCGUCAGGAGAAGAGCACAAUUAUUCAGCACCUUGGACAGCAGCGGUGUGUCGGUCCUCCUUUCUGCCGGACUUGUUACUGCUUAUUGUGAUUGGAGAAAUUUCAACAGAUCAACAGCUUGAUUCAGUGAAGGAACACUUUAAACAGGGGAUCCUGUCAUGGGGCGUUGAUUUGAUCAUUUGUGACUUGAAUAAGGAACUAAAGCUCUUUGAAGCAAGACACUCUGCCCAAUUCCCGUCAGAGGUGAAAGUUCAGAACACGGCUCUGUGACUCAGCAGGACAAUUUAUCAGACAUUCUUUCAAGUCGUAGGAUUAAAGAUCUCUUAAACCAGCCAUCUGCAGGUCAGCAAGCCUUUUUACAGUGUCCUGUAAAGGAGAAGGGGGCUGGAGCUCCCUGCGGUACAUUCAGGAGCAUAGCAUACUCAAGUAAAGACUGAACCCAGAGCCCGUACUGCCUGAGAUGGAAGGGGUGAGCGAGUUCACAGAAUGCAUCUCUGAGACAGUGGAUGUUCCCUCUCCUUUUGAGCUCCUGGAACCACCAACCUCAGGAGGGUUCCUGAAACUGUCCAAACCAUGCUGCUAUAUCUUUCCUGGAGGACGGGGCGACUCUGCUUUGUUUGCAGUCAAUGGUUUUAAUAUUUUAAUCGAUGGUGGAUCGGACAGAAAAUCUUGCUUCUGGAAGCUGGUCAGACAUUUGGAUAGGAUUGAUUCUGUUCUCCUUACCCACAUAGGAGCAGAUAACCUCGCUGGUAUAAAUGGACUGUUACAGAGGAAAAUUGCAGAGCAGGAGGAAGAGAAGAGCCGUGGUUCAAAUACGUAUGGAGACUGGAUGAAAAACCUGAUCUCACCAGAGCUUGGUGUUGUGUUCUUUAAUGUUCCAGACAAGCUGAAGGCACCUGAAUCCACACUGAAAACAAAGAGGAGCAUUGAAGAGUCCUCUCUUACAUUGCAGUACCUUCAGAAACUGGGCAUCAAAUCUGAGCCCCUAUACAGAGUUAUGAGCAACACAAUUGAGCCUUUAACACUCUUUCACAAGUUGGGUGUUGGCAAACUAGACAUGUAUGUUCUAAAUCCUCUCAAGGACAGUAAGGAAAUGCAAUUCUUCAUGCAGAAGUGGGCUGGUAACAGUAAAGCUAAGACUGGCAUUGUCCUGGCCAAUGGCAAAGAGGGUGAGAUUUCAGUUCCUUACCUCACAUCAGUGACAGCUCUGGUCGUGUGGGUACCUGCCAGUCCAACAGAAAAGAUUGUCAGAGUACUGUUUCCUGGAAAUGCCCCUCAAAACAAAAUAUUUGAGGGGCUGGAAAAGCUGAGGCAUCUCGAUUUCUUGCGAUAUCCAGUAGCCACUCAAAAGGACAUGUCAUCUGGAGCUCCACCUCCACUGAUUAAACAAACCAAAAUGAAGCUGAGAACUGAUAGCAAAGAAAGUCUUAAAUCAUCCCCUAAAAUGUCUCCUACUACGAAAGCAAGCAAGAAAGAGGCAAACGAAGAUAUUGAGUCUAAGACUGAUUCUGUAAAAGAGAACAAAGUUGAAAAGAAAGAUAAGAAAAUAAAAGAGACUGUCAAAACUCCAAAACCACUUAAACCCAAGACAGCAUCACCUGAUUCACUUAAGCAGGAGACAAAAAAGCUGCAGAGAGAAAAGUCUCCUAAAAAACAUAUCAAGGAGAAAGCAUCUAAGAUGGAGGAGAAGAAAGAUCAAGAAAAGAAAGACACCAAGAAAGAACAAGCAGAUGUAAAAAAAGAUGUUAAAAAAGAACUCAAAAGUAAGGAGGAGAAGAAAAAAGAAAAAAUCAAGCCAGAGUUGAGAAAAAUCACAAAACCUGACUUGAAGCCCUUCACCCCUGAGGUCCGGAAGACUCUGAACAAAGCAAAGGUUCAAGUGAAGCCUAAAACAGAAAAGACUAAAGCUGCAAAAGAGCAAGAGAACAGGCCAGCUGCUAAGAAAACUUCACUAGAGAAACAGGAGAGUGACAGGUCCUUAGUCUCCUCCCCAGAAGAUCUUACCAAGGAUUUUGAAGCCUUGCGAAUGGAGGAGGAGCUUUCCAAGCCCACAGACAGCAAAGUACUCCCAAUUUUUCAAUCUACAGUAGACAGUGUUGUCCCUCACAUUGAAUCUCCUGAUGAAGGAAUAACUAAAACAGAGUCCUCUCAUGAGGAAAUGAUACCAUAUGGUGUAAACAAAAUUAAACCCCCUUCUAAAACUACUGAUAGAUUUGAGGAUGAAGGUGUUAUUACAGAAGAUGACAUAGAGGAUGACCUUACCACAAAACUAAAAAGUGCUACGACAUCUGACUUUUUGGAGAUGGACAAAAAUAAAAAAUGUCAAGAAAAUGCGAAAGAAGAAGAUACAGAGUUUGAAGUGAAGCCUAAAAAGAGUGACAGUGAAGAAGAAGAGGAUGUGAUUGAGAAAGCAGAGCUAGAGGAGGCAGAAGAUUUUGUACAUGAGGAGGAGCUCAAGUACAAAUCUGAUGAGACUAGAAAAGAGAAACUCGCAAAAGACUGGGAGACAAAACAAAGUGACAUUAAAUCUGCCAAACCUCUGGGUGCUGCAGAGCAUGUGUCUUUCAUCCAAGAUGAAACCAUUCCAGGUUACUCUGAGACAGAGCAGACCAUUUCUGAUGAGGAGAUUAAUGAGGAAACAGAGGAGCGAAUCCCACAUAUACAAUAUGAUGUCGGCUCUUAUGACAUCUCAGUUCCUGAUGAACCUGGGACUUUUGACACCAUUCAUGGCAUGAAACCACCAACAAUAUCUGUUGCUUCUGAGUUAUCAUCAAAGGGUUUUGCAGUAGACCAGGAGCCAGUCCUAUCAGCUUACACAACCAAUAUAAUUGUGGCUCCAUUGGCUGAAGAAGAGCAUAUAUCAUCAGCCACAUCCAUCACUGAAUAUGACAAAUUAUCAUCUUUUGCAACAUCUGUUACUGAAGAUCAGUCGAUGGCAUCCAUGACAGCACCACCUACUGAAGAUGCAGGGAGAAGCUCUUUACUCUUAGAUACUGUAAAUAGUAUACCAUCAUCUGUACAGACAGAUGCCACUCAAGGAAAGGAGUACCUCCACUCUGCUGGAACUAUUUCUCCAACUUCUUCCUUAGAAGAGGAUAAGUGUUUUAAAUCACCUCCUUCAGAAGAAUAUCAACCCAUUGUGCCAGAAACAGGAACUACAGUGAAGGCUACUGUUCCCACAAAUUAUGAGGAUGAAGAGGACGAGGAAGAAGAUGAGGAUCAGACACCGAAUGUUGAUAUGCCACUUGGAAAGAUCCAUGAGGGUUAUGCAUCUGCUGCCAUGCUCCAAGAUACUGAAAAAGCUUCUAAUAAAUUUCCCACAACAACAGCAUAUAUUUCUCCUCAGAUGAUUGGCGCACAAGAAAAAGAUGAAAAGGAAAUCUCACUCUCUAAGGAUGAAUCUAAAUUGGGCACCUCUGAGAAAAGUUUGUCCUUCUCGCCAAAUUUGCCUUGCACCUCAGAGACAAGUAUUAUUUCAGAGAGUGAAGAAAGAUGCCUCAGCCCAGAUGACAGCACUGUGAGGUUCGCCUCACCUACUCAAUCAGGACCGACCAGCAGUAGCUACUCUCCCACUGAGGAGAGGUCACAAAAGCCAUUGAUUAUGGACAAAGACGAAAAACUAGAAAAGGAGACUUUUGAUUCUCAGACGUGUUUAGCCCAAGAGACUCCUGCUGGCAAAAAGUCUGUGGAAAUAAUUGAUGAUAAAGUGGAUCCUUUAGUAAAGGAAUUGUCCAGCACUAAGCCUGCAUUAUAUGACUCAGAAGAGGAUGAAGAGGAAGAUAAAGAGGAUUAUUAUGGAAAAAUAAGCAAUGUAGUGUGUGGUAAAACUAAAUACAAAGAAGAGAGGGAGUGUACGUUUCUUGAUGAAGAAAACUCUGAAGAGACAUCAUCCCUAAAAGAGGAGAAGCAGUUUGAAAAUGAGAAAGAAUUUGUGGAUGAGGAAGAUAAACCACAAAGUGUGACCUACUUGGGCCAUGAGUGCAAAUCCCAGAUGCUCAGCUCAGGAGAGGAAGAUGAAAGUGAAACUGAGGAUGGUGCUAACUCAAGUGUAAAAGUACCACAGGGCAAGUUAGAUGCCAUGUCAGCAAGCCAAGGCAAAAAAGAUGUGUCAUUCUCAGAGAUAGAUGAUUUAAAAGUGAUUUCAAAAGACAUCGAUAAAAGUGUUCAAUUCAGCUUGCAUUCCUUCCCUGAGUGUGAGAAGGACCUCAAAGGUGAAUUUGAGAGGGUGGUAAGGCAAGAUACACCCUAUGUUGGCAAAAGCUUUACAUACUCUGAUGUGUACGACAGUAAAUCAAGUUCAGUGGAUUCCUACUCUCCAAAUCUGCCAACAGAGCACACUUUUGAAGAUACUGAUGUUACUUUAAAGAAAACAGAAAAGCAGGAAUCCCUAGAUUCUUCCACUGGCAAGAUUUCUGACCUUAAAGCGUCAAAUGAAAAGGAAACAUCAUCAACUUCAUAUAGUAAAGCACAAAGUAUAUAUGGGACACCACAGUUUAAUGAUACACCUGAAGGAACAUUCUCAGAGAGAAUAAAUGAAGUUGAAGAAAAGAUAGCUGUGAAAAACUCAUCCUUUUCUACAGAGAGAGACACAAUUUCAGGUAAAUUUGAAAAGCCAGAUUUCAGUGGAAUGGCAGUGGGUGGUGCAUCACAAUCAUGCCAUUAUGCAACGGACAGCUUCGCCACUGCUCACAGUGCUAAAAGUUCUGUGUUAGGCCAAUUUACAUUUGGCACAAAAGAAAUCAUGGCUGGAGACAGGAAGAUGUUUGCUGAUGGAGAGGAUGAAGAUGAAGAAGACGAAGAAGACGAAGAUGAAGAUGAUGAGGAGUAUGGAGAGCAUGUAAGUGAUAGUGAUACAGAGAAAGGUGCCAAAGACAGACAAGAGAAAGAUGCCCAGCAUCUUCUAAGCAGUGACAUCAGUACUGUACCUACUCAAUUCCAGGAAGAAAAGAAAGACACCAUUACACAGGACUACAGCUUUGGCUCUGACACCUAUUGGAAAGCUUUAGGUCCAUCGACAUUUGAAUCCACUCUAAUCCAUGAGGGACCCAAGGACUUAGGUCAAACUGUUAAAGGUGAUUCCUCAACUUUUCCCCCUGAAAGUCAUAUCACAGGCUCAUCUGGAUUUGAACAUUCUUCCAGUGAGGAGAGAGAUGAGUUUGUAGAAAAUUAUGAGAAAGAUGUCAAGUCAUAUUUACCCCUUUCAACAAAGUCUGCUGUAGAUAAAUUCUCUACGCACUAUGAUGGCAAAGAUCUUGAGUUCGACAAGCAAAAGACACCAGAUGGAGCAGGGAAAAAAUCAGGAGACCCUGUUUUAUUGGGCUUCAGUUACACAACCAUGUCAGCCACAGCAUAUUCCUCUUCCUCUUCUUACAGUCAUUCCUCAUCAGCUUCAGCAUCUCUGUCCACUAGCCGCCAGUUUGGGGAUGAGAUAGAGACUCCAGCCAGUACUGGAUUUGAGUACUCAUCUUUCAAAGAUGAACAUUCACCAGUAAUGGACUCACCCUUCUCUAGUUCUGGUGGGGCUAAGGAUGAAUUGACUGAAAAGCUGACCCCUGCAACCACCUCUAGCCUUGCAAGAUUGUCACCAUUAUCACCAUUUGAGGAGAACAAGCCUUUCCCUCCACAUGCUGGUACUUGUUUAGGUGAAAAGACACAACCUGCUUACUCUACAAGCAAUAUCUCAGACCAAGGCCCACAAAGUAAGAGCUUUUACAAAUCAGAGUGGAAUGAGGACUCAAGAUUACAAGCUGAAUUUGGUGCGACUGGACCUUAUACCUCAAUGCCUCUGACCACAGAGAAAGACACCAUGCCUGAAGAUCUGUAUGGUGCUUCAUCAACACUUCAAUUUGAGUGCCCUGAAAAACAGUACUAUGAAGACACAGAGAGUAGUGAAGAGGAGGAUGAUUAUAUGUAUGAAACUGAACCGGAUAAACUUCAGUACCAAAGAUCUCCAAUUACAGUUCAUGCAGACAAGAAAAAUGCCACAUUUUCCUUGAGUGAGACACUAAUAAAGGACAUACCUUCUGGUUUGGGAGCCACCUCCACGGAUUUGCAUACCUCACAUACAUCCAAUUACCCUGAGUCCACAAAACCAGACACAACAAAUGGGCCUGCAGAAGUUACUUUGAGUGCACCAGAGGCUUUUGGAGGAUCCAGCAAGGUGGGGAUAGGCUUGUCAAAAAUAGAGAUGCAAGACCAAGAAUUUGACUUGAAGCAAAUUAGAAGCCCAAGUGAAUGGGAAAUGAAGCAGAAACAAGACAUCUACCCGGGAGCAUCCCCACCUCAUUAUCGACAUGAAGAUGAGUAUGAAGAAGAAGAAGUGACUGAGCCAGAGCAACCAGCCCGUCCUCUUUCUCUUUCAUCCACAGACCAACCUUUCCAAACCUCCUUUUAUGCAGAUGAUCCAAACAGACAUGAUGAUGUCUCCAACUAUCCUUCAAAUGUUGGUAUCCAUCCACAUUCAUCCAAAGCUUCUCCAGGCUAUUCCUCCUGUGAGUACAAGCAGAGAAGAGGAGACACAUCUCCAUCCUUCAUCAACCCAAGCUUAUGUCAACUUACAAGUGACGAGGAAAGUGAGGAACAGGGAAGCCAAGCAUCCGAUCAACAGCAACCUUCGGGGAAGACCAGAUCUUACAAACAACCUCGUCACCACUCUCACAGUCAUCAUGGCGAGGACAGUGAAUUGCAACACUUCUCUGGUGCCAUGGCUGUUGGGAUUAGUGCCAGAGAGGAGGAAACACCUCCAACCUCUGUCAGUGAGCCACUGCAUUCACAGUCAGAUUCUGAUAUUCCAUCAGGUACGGAAGAGUGUCCAUCGAUCACAGCAGAAGGAAACAAUGACUCUGAUGAAGAUGCAGAUUACCUGCCUGUAGAUAAAUCAUCUGGAGUUUAUGGGGUAAAGCAUUAUUCAUCUAGGUCGCCUGCUAAAAAUCAGGAUCCUUUCCCAUCACCAAUGAUGGACCCUGCUCCUUGUCCCCCUCGCCCUGAUGUGUGUAUGGUUGAUCCCGAGGCUCUGUCAAGCCUAACCGACAAACCAAUCAAAAAAGAUUCCAAAACCAAGGGUUUACGAAAAUUAGGUAAAACUAAAUCUUCAUCUCCUGCUCGCAAGUCUGAUGCCAGGAGGAAGAGGUCCCCAUCCAAGGACCCCUCCACUCACACCACUUCUCUUAGGAAGAAGGAAAUGGAAGACGACCUUUCAAGGUCAAGCCACAACACUGGCAAAGGCCUUGCCAAUGGCCUUAAGAACAGUGCAGGUUCAAAUUCUGCAAAACUCAGUGCAUCUGUGUCCCCUGGUCCUCCUAUCUAUGUGGAUCUGGCCUACAUUCCCAACCACUGCAGUGCUAAAAAUGUGGACCAGGAGUUUUUCAAACGUGUUCGUUCUUCAUAUUAUGUUGUGAGUGGAAACGACUCCAGCAGCGGAGAACCAAGCCGCAGUGUACUAGACGCCUUGCUAGAUGGAAAGUCACAGUGGGGAUCCAAUCUACAGGUAACAUUGAUACCGACUCAUGACACAGAAGUGACCCGUGAAUGGUAUCAACAGACCCAUGAGAAGCAACAGGAGCUGAACAUUAUGGUCCUGGCCAGCAGCAGUACAGUUGUGAUGCAGGACGAGUCGUUCCCAGCCUGCAAAAUAGAGUUCUAAGUUCAACAUGUCUCCCAGGUUCACAUCUUUACUCUCAAAUGGUCCGUUACAGCCUUCAUUUGUAGUUUACUCAGUGUCAAAUUCUUAACCUUUUGCUUUUUAACUUCUCAAGGUUUAAACCAACACAUACUGCCUAUUCCCCCAAUACACCAGUCAAAUGGUAUAAACCUUGAUUAUUAUUUCUUGGUGAGGAAAGUUACUAGAGUGCAGGAGAACAGAAGGAAGAUGUGCCUUUCACUAUAUACUUUUCAGGGUGGCUUUUCCCUUUAUGUUGUACAAUAAAUACAAACACACAUAUAUAAAUGGGUCUCUAAAAUGCUUAACCUUUACAUUUUGGUCCAGGGCCUGUUUUAACUAGUUUUCAUGGUUAGAUUCCCAGUUGUAAUUUUAUACUGAACAAGAUUACCAAAUGAAUGCUAAAUAUAAUAACAAAGUUAAGCUACAUAGCUUUGAUUACAAUGUCAUUUAACUAAAGCACAAGUAUACCUCUUUACUUAUUUUUGAAUAGAACACCAGAAAUGCCCUAAAUACUGCAGCUCAACUAGAUGAGAUUCUCCUGCUUUCGUCUGAUCAAUUCAUGUAUUGUCCUCAAUGAUACUGUUGCUUCGAGGCCCUGAGUUACACAUCCCGCAUCAUCCUCUUUCAUAGCUCACACAUACACUCGUUAUAUAUAAAAUAAUCAUCAAAUCAAGUUAUCACACAUUCAGAUACCUUCUUUGCAAAUUGCAAUUGAGGGUAUGUACCUCAGCAGAGAGAUUAACAAAUACCUGGGUGCUAGAAUUUUAGAAAUAGGAAUUUAGUAAACAAAUAAGAUUAGCAGAUUAAAAUAAUAAUAAAAUUUCAGAUAUGCUAGAGAUGGAGCUGUGCUUCAGCUUGUGUGUUUUGCACAAAUUACUGUACAUUCCUGACUCAAGAGAUUACUGCUUUGAAUUUGUAAAGUGAAACGAUAUAUAUGGCAUCGACAAAAACAUUAUAAUAACACAAAUAAUAUAUUGCCACUAGAUCAGGACAGAAUUUUGUUUGUAAACUGAUGCUGAAAAACAACUGAAUGAAGAAUAUGCUUAUGGUAUGUUUGUCAAAUCUUAUUUUGUCAUUAAAUGAUGUAUAAAAUGUAUGUUCACAGAGUUUAUGAUUAUUUUUUGUGUUUAUGAAGUUUUAUUACUGAUUUUAAAUUAGGUAACUGAAGAAAAUUCAUUAUAUUCAUUAGCAUCCUAAAAUGAUUUCCUCUUGAUUGCUAUUGGUUAUAAAAUGUAUAUAGUAUAAAAUCGCUUUCUGUAAAGGAAUGGAAAGAAAGGAUGACUGAGAACAGAAAUGUAAGCCGAAGUUUCCGGCAAUAGAAAUGCACGGUGUUCAGUGAAUAAUCUAUGUAUGGAAGUCUUUUGUAUGGCUUUGAAUAGGGUUUUAUGAAAUAUGUGAGCCAUGGAUACUGCACUUAAACCUAUUCCAAAAACGUUAUAGUGUGUUUCAUGUUGUUCAAAGCACAUUGUGGCUUCAAAACAUGUCAUAAAACACUCAGAAUUGCAGUGGUUUUUCUUUGUGCAUUGGUAAUAGAGUAACAUUUAAGGCUUAAAAAGAAUUGAUUUGAUGAAAUGAAUGAUAGUGCUGGCUUAAGCCCUUGUCACAGAGCAGAAUCAAAGAUGAGAGGGAUGAUGAUCUUAUACAGUACCAUUUUCUGAUGAAUAGAGUCAGAGUCAGAGUUCAACCUCAUGGUAAUAUACAUAUGCAUUGCAAUUGCAAUGCAUUGUAUGAACUUGCAUUUGAAUACUGCUAUGCUUUUAGGUGCUUGGCUUAACUCACGGAAGGUUAUAAGUGAAAAAAUAACCUUUUUUCAGUUACAUUUGAGUCGAAAUGUAAUCUUUAAUCUUCAUACUUUCUGCGAGAUGAUGUAAUAUAUAUAUAUAUAUAUAUAUAUAUAUAUAUAUAUAUAUAUAUAUAUAUAUAUAUAUAUAUAUUCAAUUAUGAUUUUCCUAGUCUUGUUUAUUAGUUGAUGAGAUUUGAUUGUUGACCUUCAACUUUAGAGAAAAGUGCAGAGGUUUGAUAAGCUGUAUUUACAACAAGACAGAAUAUGGUUCAGCAUAAUUCUUUAUUUUCCUCUGAGGAACAAUAUAUGAGGAUACACAGUUAAUAAUUGCCUCUAAUGUUUUUAAGGUGCUGUAACUUUUGAGCUACUGGUUAUUUGGCUGCUGACACGGUGAAACCCAGAUGUGACUUUGCAGUACCACAGAAAUUAACAAACACAUACAAGCACCAGACUGCAGACUGCCAGAUUACGUGACUAGAUCACUGAUCACAUUUUAUAUUCAAGAUUUGUAAGUGUCCGUGUGAUUAUCUUGUCUUUUUUUCUUUUUUUUUUAAGAUGAAGACUAAAUGUUACACAAAUAGUCAUGAUGUGCAGUGCAAAACAUCCCUUAGUUGCAAUGCUGAGUUUGCCAUCUCAAUAGCAUCAAAUCUUUGAAAUAUAGCAUUCCAUUGAGGCUAGCUGUUUAAUGCAUGUGACCUUAAGUUUGAACUUGUAUGUAAUAGUUCAUAGUUAUUUUAAAUAAAGUACUAUACUUUAAACCUAUAUUUAAAUGAUAAUGGUCUAAAUUGUACUAAAAGGCACAUAUAUCCAGGCCGCGCUAUCAUUUCCAGCGUGUGUGUUGUUUAAAAAACGUGUACUUGGAUUUCUUUUGAAUUUUUCAUAUUUUUAUUACCUUUGCUUUAAUUUCGCUCUUUUUUUAAUGUGCAGUACUCUGUAACUUUCUUUAAGCUCUAUGAAUGAGUGUCUGCAGAUAUGUUGUAGAUAGGUAAACCUUGAUAUUCACAAAUAAAAUAUAUGUUAAUGGGAAACAUCAA
This is a messenger RNA of Carassius gibelio (silver crucian carp), 10500 nucleotides long. Its product is annotated as microtubule-associated protein 1A-like. The transcript has 6 exons. The record is from RefSeq and is a predicted model, not a curated record. Gene Ontology annotation, cellular component: neuronal cell body; synapse; cytosol. Gene Ontology annotation, biological process: microtubule cytoskeleton organization; dendrite development; axonogenesis. The coding region runs from base 484 to 7665 and encodes 2393 amino acids. Gene Ontology annotation, molecular function: microtubule binding; actin binding. Lineage: Eukaryota; Metazoa; Chordata; Actinopteri; Cypriniformes; Cyprinidae.